AUGUCUGCUGGGUUGGUGGAACUUCUGAACAGGAGCCCACAGAAUCUUCUGGUUCCUAGCGAUGACCUGAAGGCAGCUGCUUUUAAAGCUGUGAAGGAAUCGCUAGAUCCUAUUGCUAGUGAUUAUUCGAUUUUUGACCAACUCCAUACUGAAGGUUUGGAUGCUGAACAAAUCUGGGCUCAGGCUAGAAUGGUAGUAGAUGGAGCUAUUGAGAAGCUUCUAGGAGAUGUUAUGUCAAGAAAGAGAAAACGUGAAGACGAUGGAAUGAGUGAUGAGGAACUGGAUAGCGAACUUGAUGAAGAUAUUGAGCAGUCCGGAGAUGAAGAGAGUGACGAGGGGUUCGCUGAUAUUCGUGAGCGUCAAGAUUUAGAAGACGACGAAGAUAGUGAUUUGGACGUAAAAGAAUUGGAUGGAUAUGAAGAAGUCGAUGAAGAUGAAGAAGAAGAGGAAGACGACGACGAACAAACACUUGUCGGUGAAGACGGCUUUAGUGGUGACGAAGAUGGCAGUGAGGAGGAAAAUGAAGAGGAUAAGGAUGAGAAUGUUCUCUCCAAACCUAAAUCAGAACUGGAUGAGGGUCUUUUCAGAUUAGCUGACUUCCAGCAACAGAUUUUGGCACUUGAAAAAGACGACCAGGAAGAUGAGGAGGAGGACAUCAACUACUUUGCUGAUGCCAAAGAUCAAGAUUCUGAAUCCGAUGCUGAUAUGCAGUAUGAUGAUUUUUUUGCCCCUGCUCCUAAGAUCUUGACUGGAAGCGCAGAUCAGGAAGAGGAUGAGGAAGACGAAGAGUCUGACUAUGACGAAGACGAGGAGUUUACGGGUUUGGACACAGAAGCUGGAUCAAAAGAUAUCGAUAGUGCCAUGAAGAAUGCCAGACGUGAGUUGUUUGCUGAUGAUGAUGAAGAGGAAGAAGAAGGGGGUCCUUCUACAGAAAAGUUAUCUACAUUUGAAAAGCAACAAUUGGAAAUAAUGAAGCAAAUCAAACAAUUGGAAGAAGAGAACGUUGCCGAGAAGUCUUGGGCAGUUCGUGGUGAAGUCAAGGCAAAAGAUAGGCCAUUGGAUUCUCUGAUUGAAACUGAUUUAGAUUUCGAGCGAAAUGCGAAACCCGUCCCAGUUAUAACUCAAGAAGUCACUGAGAGUCUAGAAGACAUGAUCCGACGACGGAUCAAGAAUGAGCAGUUUGAUGAUAUCCCUCGUAGGUUACCCGAUACGCUACCGGAGUUCCAAAAAGCAAAACUUGUUGAAGUUCAAGAAACUAAAUCUCAAAAGUCACUUGCUGAAUUAUAUGAGGACGAUUAUGUCAAAGAACACAACCCUGAUAGUUAUAAAGAUGCUGAGUCAGAGCAAUUAAAAGGAGCACACAAGGAGAUUGAGGAUAUGUAUACAUCUCUGUCACGGAAACUUGAUGCAUUAUGUUCCUGGAACUACACUCCCAAAGCUCCCAAGGCUGCUAUUUCAAUUGUAAGCAAUGUUGCUGCCAUUUCUAUGGAAGAGGCUCAACCCCUCGCAAUGGCAACUGAAUCCAUGCUUGCUCCUCAAGAAGUAUACCAACCUGGAGCCACUUCCAAACGAGAGGUUGUUGGUGCCAAUGGACUCCCAGUCGCUAAAGCUGAAAUGUCCAGAGAAGAGAGAAAACGUGAGAAGAGACAUCAAAAGGCCAAGCGUGCCAAGCAUUUCAAAGAAAAGGAGGCCAAAGAGAAUUCAAAAGCUCAAAAAGAAGGUUCUAAGUCUAAUAUCAUGGAUACUCUUAAGAAAGGAAAUGUUACAGUUAUUGGUAAGAAGGGCGAGAAACGCGAUCUUAGCGGUAAACUUGUAAAGGAGAAGGGUAAAGUGGAGAGUGCUAAUUUGAAAUUAUAA
Molecule: messenger RNA, 1857 nt
Organism: Sugiyamaella lignohabitans
Lineage: Eukaryota; Fungi; Ascomycota; Dipodascomycetes; Dipodascales; Trichomonascaceae
Gene: MPP10
Product: Mpp10p
Exons: 1
Coding region: 1-1857 (618 amino acids)
Biological process (GO): rRNA processing
Cellular component (GO): small-subunit processome; nucleus; sno(s)RNA-containing ribonucleoprotein complex
Source: RefSeq, a predicted model, not a curated record